Molecule: messenger RNA, 2555 nt
Organism: Drosophila obscura
Lineage: Eukaryota; Metazoa; Arthropoda; Insecta; Diptera; Drosophilidae
Gene: Dbx
Product: hormone receptor 4
Exons: 5
Coding region: 87-2411 (774 amino acids)
Biological process (GO): regulation of transcription by RNA polymerase II
Molecular function (GO): DNA binding; DNA-binding transcription factor activity, RNA polymerase II-specific
Source: RefSeq, a predicted model, not a curated record
GCGAACGCGACGGUCACAGACGCGAUAGAUAUAUAUAGCUAAGGCAGAACCCCAAAGCGAAGGACUCCCAGCGAGAAUCGAGCGUAAUGUCAACGGCCUUCCUCGUGGACAGUCUCCUGCAUGCCCAGCAGACCUACACGGAGAGCCAGCUAAAGUCGAGCCUGAGCGAGAUGCUGCUGUCGCGUCGUGCCGGGGAGUCGGGAGUCGCGGAGCCGGUGCCGCCGCCGCCGGAUUCGGUGUCCCCCGUGGAGCAACGGCCGGACAGCUGCAGUUGCUCGAAGCGUGGCUACAAGUGUGAUAAGUGCCGGGAGCACCGGGCCGAGAGUGUCGACAGCAUCGAGGAGAUGGAUGAGGACGAUGAGGACUCGUCGGCGGAUGAGAUCGUGGCCGACAUUGAGGAGGUGCGGCUGCACAUGGAUGACGAGGACCUGGACGAUGAGGAGGUGCAGGCAAUCAAAUUGCCCAAGGUGGAGCCCAAGGAGACCACCAUCCCAGCGGCAGGCAUCACCACCACCAUCCUAAAGGAUAACAACAGCAAACCCAUCCUCAAGUUCAGUGUCAGCGCCAUCCUGGGCGAUACCCGGGAGGGAGUCCGCGUUAGGAAUGAAUUCAUGCAACCGCAGCAUAUAUGGCCUUAUCUACAACAAAACUUUAUGCAACAACACACACAUCAAUAUCACCAACACCAUCAGCAGCAGCAGCAGCAGCAGCUUCCACAGUUGCAACAUCCGCAUCACCAUCAGCCGCAUCAUCACCAUCAUGCGCCCGGGCAUGCCCAUUUUCCGCAUCCCGCAUUUCUAACGCAUCAACUGGCGCCGCAUCUACAGCAUCCACACCACCCACACCAUCAGCAGCAGCAUCCCCAUGCACACACACAACAGCAGCAGCAACAGCAGCAACAGCAGCAGCAGCAGCAUCCUGGCAAUAGUUGUCAACCGCAAACCGCAGCGACGACGGCCGCAUCCUCGUCGUCGUCACCUGGCAGCACAAUUAGUGAUAGCGACAACAAUCACAGCACCAGCACCAGCAGCAAUGGCCAGAGCCAGAACUGUGGCCAGGAUGGGCGACCGCAUGGGGAGAUGGUGGGCAUGGGCAAUGCAAAUGGAGACGAGGACAACGGCAAUCGAAGAUUAACGCAAGAAAAGCAGCAACAGCAACAGCAACAGCAGCAACUGUUAAACGGUCAAGCUGGUGGCGGCGGGGGUAGCACUGGACACGGUGGCCUUCCCACACCGCCGCCACCACCACCGCCAGCGAUUCAUCCAGUGAUUGCCAAACCCAUGCCCAGCCGACCGACCCCAUUCCUGCCUCACACCCUCAACCAUCCGCACUUGCACUCGCUGCUGGCGCACUGCCGCAAUCCCUACAUGAGUGUUGGCGCCCAAGUGUUUCCCCUGCCGCCGGGCCAGGGCUUUCCCUGGGCCCAUUCGACGCGUGGCAAGCCCCGACGUGGCAUGAUGCGACGUGCCGUCUUCUCAGACUCGCAGAGGAAGGGGCUGGAGAAGCGCUUCCAGCAGCAGAAAUACAUCAGCAAGCCGGAUCGCAAGAAGCUGGCCGAAAGACUGGGCCUAAAGGACUCUCAGGUGAAAAUUUGGUUUCAGAAUCGCCGGAUGAAGUGGCGAAACUCCAAGGAGCGCGAGCUGCUGGCCAGCGGCGGUUCCCGCGACCAGACGCUGCCCAACAAGAACAAUCCCAAUCCGGAUUUGUCCGACGCCAAGUGCGAUCGACCCCUCACACCGAUCUCACCCUCCCUGCUCUCGCCCAAUGGCAGCAUCACGCCGCCGCCCGGCGCCAGUGCCAGUGCCAUUGCCAAGGACGAACCGCCGCCGGCUGCUGUCACACCCAAAUCACCGCAGUCCGUCAGCAGCAGGAGCUCCCCGUGUCAUCCCUCUGCGGGAUAUGCGGGCAUGCAAAUGAGCUCGCCGCCCCCUCUCCUCACCAGCCUCAAGAUGAGCGAUCAGUCGGGCACGCCCACGCCCACGGGCGGCUCAGGGGGCGGAGCAGGCACAACGGUUUCAUCGGCUGCCUCGUCGCCGCCGGGUGCGAGCAGUGCGGCCGAGUUUCAGGCCAAGAUCAAUGCCGAGAUGCAGAAGCAGCUGGUGGCCGCCGACCUCAAGUUCAAGCUGGAGAGCAGCAUCCAGGAGGCGAAGCAGCGGCGAUUCGAGCAGCUGCAGCAGCAGCUCCACCACUCGCCCCACUUUACGGCCAUGCGAGAGGUGGAGCUGGCAGCCGCCGCAGCAGCCGCACAAUUGCACCACCAUCACCAGCAGCAGCAGCAGCAACAGCAACAGCAACAGCAACAGCAGCAGCAACAGCAACAGCAACAGCAGGGGUCAGAGUUCAUGAAGCUGUACUACGACGACUACGAUGACUCCAACUCCGACAGCGAUGAGGAGAUCAGCGUGACGUGAUUCCGGAGACGGGGGAUCACUGUAAAUAUAUAUUGUGUACUUACGUUUUAAUUGUAAAUUUAUUGAAGCAUUCAAAUUAAUGUAUUUAAUAUGUGUAUAAUAUUUUUUCGAAUUUAAAUUCCCAAACGAAAUAAACUUCUUUGA